CUUUAUUUAUUUUUAUUUAUAGAAGCGGCCCUUCGAUAUUUUUUUUCAAAACGUUUAUAAUUUAUAGCCUUGUUUAUCUUAGGAUCAAAUGACAGUGACUAACACUAACAGUGUGUAAUUUCUUUUAGCUGAUCUGACAGGUGGAAAGCGUGUAACUUCUAAGAGGUUUUUUAGUAGAAGGAAUUUUUUUAAAGAGUAAAGAGAUUUUAUUUAUUAUUAUUGGUAAGUCUAAGUGGAAGUGCGCGUAGUAGAAACUACAAAUUACAAAUACAGUAGUGACUAUACAGAAGACACAGACUUCACUGAUAACACUGUCACUGACUUGAACUUAAAACUAUUAAUUAUUAGGCCUACUUAGUAUUAGUAAUAAUAAUAAUUAUUAAUAACUAAAUCAACUAAAUAUAUAAAUUGAAUAAAUUAUAUUAAUAAUAGCCACUGCUAGUAUAGAUUAUAAAGAUUACAUUAAAAAUUAAAACAUAAUAAUAAAUAAAUACAUAUUCAAUAUUCAUAAUUUCAUAAUACAAUAAUUAUUUAUUAAUUAGUAAGUAGUUAAAGGUAGGCGAAGGUGAGACUCACUUAUUCUUACACUGAUAUUGUUUGAAAGCACUUUGCAAGUUCAAGAUUUAUUAUUUUCUUAGGGCAGGGCAUAGGGAGGUCGACUUUGACUUGUUUGAGUUUGCGCCUCAGCAAUUAACAAAGUCAAAGUUUACUACUAACUACUAUUACUAAGUGAUUGUAUAGGUACAAUGACAAUAAUGACCAUACAUUCUAUGAUUCUAAGUCUAAGUGAAGUUUCUGAAAAAAUUCAUUAUUCAUUAGGCCUAAUUACAAAUACAGAUACAUAUAUUAUGAUAUAUAUAAAUAUAAUAUAAUUGUAUAUCAGCCUAUAAUAUAUUUUAUUUUCAAAUUCAAAAACAUGGCAGAUAAUUAUAAUAUACAUAAGGUAGCUGCAUUAAGAUAAUUGAAAUAUUUUAAACUAUGUGACUAUGUGAAAAAUUUCUCAAGAAUGAAUCAUGCAGAUUGUAAGAGUAAGAAUGAUAGGAGCUAAUAAUUACUAAUACUAAUUUGGUGUGUUUUUUCAAUCCUUUUAUUUUACUUGAGAUAAGCUUACUUUGUUCGAGUUUUGUUCUUACAUUCUCACAUUGCCCAAGUUUUGAGUUGCAUCCAUAAUCUAUCCAUUCAUUUAUUUACAAAAAUAUUUUUCUCUACUGCAGGGGAUACAAAUAUUCGUAACUUGAUUUAGGAGUAGAUCAUCUAGUCAGCAUUGUCUUGCUUCAAAACUUUUGUGAUUAGAUUAAAUAAUAAUAUAUGGGUGGGUUUUUUCCCUUAGGCCCAUCAUUUAUUUAGUUUUCUUGCACAUUUGCACAGACUUUGCUUUUGGCAACAACCAAAAGGAACACUGUUUAGGACCUGCUUCUGUAGAAACUUUCUGUGGGGUCUAGUUUCAUUAUUUCUCUAUCUUUUAUUAUUCCCAACUUUGUUUGUUUUAGAAUUUGUUCACAUAAAAUAAAAAGUAUUUGUAGAAUAAAUAAAGCAUCAAAUUAUUGUAAUGUUGUAACUAAAAUUUUAAUUUACUUGGUUCCUUUCGAAUAUAAAAAAAAUAACUUACCAGUACACUCCACAUUUGUGACAUUGUUUUAGUUAAUAAGGUUAAUCAAUUGACUAAGGACAUUCAAUAUCAAAAAGAUGAGCUCAGCAUGAGACCCAGAAAAUCAGAUCUAUUUACAUUUUUGUCUUAGGGGGUGGUGGAACUAUGAUUUUGACAUAUAGAUUGGGUGCAGGAAAUGUUUUGAACUGUAUAGGGUGUGCAGCACUUCAAAAGGGUCAUUGAAACCCUGUUCUGGUACACAAUAUAUGUCCAGAAAUUGUAGAAGCUAUUAUUUAUUUUUUGUUUUUUCUCCUGACAACUUUUUGUCUGCACCAACCACAUACCCUAGUUCCACCACUGCAAACAAUAAUAUUGUUAAUGAUGGGAACUACCGUUGUCUUCACCAUUGAUCUUAUGGGCAAUGUACCAAUCUUGAAUUUGCACCCUGCUCUUGGAUUAAACUAUGAUCUGUUAUGAAACCGACUCGAGUGAGCUCUUUCUUACUUGCAUUUCCAUUAAUGUCACCUUCUGUGUGAAUGUUACUCCCGGUAUGGUUCAGUGUCCGCAUACCCUAUUGAUGCAACUGCUUCCCCCUACUUAUUUAUACACAUAAUUUUAAACAGCUUAAUAAUGUCAUAACGUUCAAACUAACGUCUAACUAAAAAUUCAAUUGAUGUUUUAUCAUAUUCUUAAAUUACCUAUCGGCUAUUCAAAUCAAAAUUUUUAUGGUCGUCCCGCUUCACAAUUCGUUUUUAAAAAUUUUUUUAAAGAAUAAGGGAGGAGGGGGAAAAAGCACAAAGAAUACUCAGUCUUUGCUCACCAUUUUGGUUGGAUGAUUUUUAUAAAUAAAAAGCACCCUAACCUGUAGGUAUGAAUUAAAAAUAAGUAGGAAUAGAACAUAUAUUAUUUUAAUGUUUUAAUAAUUUCAGAUUUAUUUGUAACUUUUAACAGCUUACACGGUUAUUGUGGAAAUUGAAACAUGGGAAAGUACAUCAUUGAUAUUGAAGUGAUAGACGCAGAGAAGCGAAGAUUGCCAAGUAAACAUUAUGUGAGUUGACAUGCUUUAGAGCAGAAUUUAUCCUGAAUAUUUAUGAACAAUUGCCUUUUAUUUUUAUUUUUUUACUUAUACCUAGUAUUGAAUUUGAAGAUUUUAUUUUUAAUUUGCUAUUUUGCUUAUCUCCUCAUAUGUUCAUUCAAUUAUGAUUAUUUUAAAAUUGUACCUCUAUAUAUGGCUUUUUUUAAAUGAACUAUUUAACAGUACCAUUGCAAGAAAAUAUUAUUUCAGGCAACUUAUAAACCUAAAUGGACAGUUGUUUCAAUUACUAAUAGUCUAGCUCAGUGGUUUUAAAAUUUGGUAUUAUGAGGGGAACCUGGAACAAAACUAUGAAAGUUGCAGCACCCCUCAUAGCUUUUAUUUUUUUCUGUACUUAUGAAUGCCAGCACGUUUAAUAAACAACAUCCUCAUUAGCUCACCUGUGAGAAGUGGUGUAAGGCCACUCCAGGAUGUUAAUAAAUGAAUCCGUCGUCUCUUGGAGACAUGGUGACAUAUCUUGGUAUUAAUCCUUUAAACUUCUUUCACUGAGAUGGCACUGUUUUUUAUUUAAAUAUAUUUUUAACUUUUUCUGUACUGUUCCUUCAGUGGACAGUGUGACCCCCAUGAAAUGGACAUGAAGAACUGGGAUAAUAUUUAUCUCUGUGCUUCUGUUCAAACUGUGGCUAUGAAUGGAAUUUAGUAGAGCAAUCACAUCAGUGCUCAUGCUCCAACAAUGUCUAAUAACGAGAAAACCAAAAAAACAAAUUUUAUGAAGAACUAGACAAUGUGAUCUCUAGACAAUGUAAUCUCUGGAUGAUGUCAUCUCUGGAUGAUGUCAUCUCUGGAUGAUGUCAUCUCUAGAUGAUGUCAUCUCUAGACGAUGUCAUCUCAAAAGUUCCAAAAUUAGAGAAGCUAAUUAUCCAUGGGGACUUUAAUGCUAGAGAUGAAACAGGCCACCAGACAUGGGAAGGAACUAUCGGAAGAUAUGGCCACGGAAAGUAUAACAGCAACAGUCUACUGCUCCUAAACCUGUGUACGAAAAAUGAACUCAACCACUACCAAGACAAUCUUCCACUUUCCCCACUUGAAACAGACUUCCUGGAUCCAUUUGUGUUCAAAACACUGGCACAGGAUUAUGUCAUCACCUGAAAAAGUAACAUGCAAGAUGUUAGAGUAACCAAUGAUGUGUGUGGUGCUGACUGCUGGACUGACCAUCCACUCAUCACAUCAAAAUUAAAACUUCCUAUCUUACCCAGGAGAAGGCAGGGCGGCCAGAAAUGUAGACAAACCUUAUUAUCCACUAGCUCAAGUGUACAAACAUGGCUGAAGAGUUUUCCACUGAACUCAAACGCAGGUUGUGAGACAAUCCCUUAGAGGCAAAUAAAACUAUUGACCCCAACAUUAAAUAGUAUACUUAAAUUGUGUAUUGUUUAUAUCACUAGCUUUGGUAUUGUUUUCUUUGCAUACAUUUUUCUCAGGCCUUUGUUUCGUAUUGUUCAUUGUAAAAUGAGCCAAAUUUUAUAUCACAUUAAAUUUAAAAACUACUCUAGAACACCUCUUACCAACAACCAGCAGAUAUAAAGAUUGGUUUGAUGACAAUGAGAUUCAGUCAGUGCUAAACACAAAACAUCAUGUGCAGAGAUAUUACCAGAACGAUUCUAUGUCACUUCGAAUUAAAAAUGUUCUCGGCAAAUAAAAUAGAAAGUGCAAAAAACUGUGUGAAAUGCAUUACUCAUGGCUCAGCGGGAAGGGUGAUAAAAUGCAAGGCUCUGCCGGUAGACAAGAUACUAAAUGUUUCUAAGAUGCCAUAAAAGAAGUCUUAUAGUCCUCAGGCCGCAUGCCCAUCCUUAACAAAGAUGGAACUCAGCUGCUGACAGACAGGAGAUAGAUUUUAGAAAGAUGGGCUGAACACUUUUGUCAAGCCCUUAUCUGUCUGGCUGUGACAAAUAAUAAUGCCAUUGCUCAUUAACCACAGGGGGAAAUCAAUGAAGAGCUAGACAACUGUCCCAAUGAAGGGCAAUCCAGCAGUUCACCUCAAAUAUGCUCCAGGACGAGAUGCAAUCCCUGCAAAAAUCUACAAAGCAGGAGGCCCUGUCUUGACUAAGAUUUGAUAUGACAUUGAAGAUGUUACUGUUCCUUAGCAAUUAAAAGAUGCAAACAUACUAUGAGUAUGAAUAUACAAGAGAAAAUGCAGUCCCCAAAACAGUGACAACUAUUAAGGCAUUUCUCUCCUGUCCACAGCUGGUGAGAUCUUUGGCCAGAGUCUUAAUUAAUCUUCUGCAACUACACCUUGAACAAGCACUACUUCCUGAAAGUCAAUGUAGAUCUGCCAGACAACCAAAGCAUCUGGCUUUAACAGUAUCCACUCAUUCUUACGAAAAAGACAAGUUAGAUUGGCAGAAUAUAUUGAAAGAAUGCCAGAAAGCAGGUUACCUAAAUAACUUAUGUGUGGUGAACUUUUCAGAGGGAAACGCUCUGCUGGUGGGCAGAAAAUACGCUUUAAAGAUUGUCUUAAAAUAUCCCUCUAAUCUAUGGACAUCAGUCUGAAUUAUGGGUAAUACUUUCUAAGGAUCUUACAUGUUAGCGAGGAAGGCUCUCUGUUGGAGCACAAUCUUGAGAAAUUAAAUUGCAUCGCUUUCAAGACACAAACAGGACUAACAAGCCGUCUGCGUACUGACCGCUGACUAUAGCCUUGGUCAUUCUUGCAUGAGAAGGAUGAACAAAAACCAGAUAGAGCAAUUUGUAAUUAACACUCUACUAAAAUGAUAAAGGGAUUCUUUUUUUUUUUUUUAGCAUUCAAAGUUAUGCUUUAUUUUUGGAACCCUUGGAAGAUUGUUGAGGCAGUGUCGCAGAACCCCAAUUGAAAACCACUGGUCUAGCUUAUUACAGUAGACAAUACUUAGAUAUUCUUGCAUUUAUUAUGAUUUAUUAAAUAAACCAUUCAGUUAAUUCAUUGUAAUGUAUACCUCACUAGGUAUAUGUUAUAAAUGUAACAUGGUCAGAUGGUUCUGUACUCACAGUUUACAGACGCUACAGUAGAUUCUUUGAUUUACAGGUAAGGAAUUAAGCCCCAGUUAUCUGUUGAUUUUCUUAAGGGAAAAAUUAAAAGGUUUAGAUAUUAAAUUCGUAAAAUUAUUACAUUGUUCUUUGCUUGAUAAAUGGAUUAGUUCAUACCAUUUCUGCUUUCAUAUCAUUUGUGGUUGUCAAGUUCUGGCUAAGUAAACAUGGAUUGGAAGAUGAUGCAGUGAAUUGAGGGGAAAGAAAUUAUUCAGCAUAAAAGUAUACAUUAAAAAAAUAUAUAUGUUAUUGGGUCUGUUUUAAUUAGUCCUCCUCAACUUACUGGAAUCAAGUUUAGAAACAACAAACAUAAUUUUGGAACCAAUCCUAUUUGGAAAAAGUAGGUGGCAACCACAGGCAAGCUACUCUGUUUUACACAAAUUAGUACAUCCCCCACACCCCUUAAAUGACAAAUGAUUUUUUUACCACCAGACCACAUUGCUUGACCGAUUCCCUAUCGAAGGUGGAACAGUUGAUCCAGAAAAAAGAGUGAUUCCCUUUUUACCAGGUUCAAACAUUUAAAUAAAAUAAUCAAAAGCUGAGGAAUGUUUUUUUCUAAAACUACUCAUUAGUCCACAAUCUAAAUUUGUCACUUAACGUGAAACUAUCGCAGAACAUUAAAUGCAGCACAUUGGGUCAUCAUAAGGAAAGAUAUCAAAAGUCUCCUUUCAUUGGUGAUUCUUAAAUUACAAUCACUUUAAGCACCCAGUUUCUUCUAUGUUAUUCUGUGGGAAGAAAAGUUUGGCAGAAAUCAACAACAAAAAAGUUCUUAAUGCAUGUCAAGGAAAUUCAAGUAUUUAUUGUAUUUUUGAAUUGUUAGGAACAUGUCCACCACUGUGCUUUAUACAAAAUAUUUAUGUUACUCUUUACUUAGGUAAAAUAUUUUUUGGGCGCAGUCAAAUUAAAGAUGUAGCAAUGAAAAGACUUAAGGAAAUCAAUGAUUAUUGCAAGGUAAGAAUCUCAUUUAUUGCCAGUAAUAUAAUGAAUACUGAAAGCAGUUAAACUUUGAAGUCUUGCACCUUGUCUCCACUUCAUUUUCAUUUGUAAAAACAAUUAAUAAAAUAAUACAGAUAAAACCCAUGCUUUUAAAAAUUAUUUGACAAUACAAUCAGACCACAUUUAUAAUAUUUAUAAACUUAUUUAUAUACUAAAAUUAAGUAAUUUAAUUGUAGCGAUAUUACCUAAAAAAUCUGCACAAUUGAAUAUACUAACAUCAUCUAACAGAAAUUAAUACAGUUGGAACCUAGCAUCUCACACUGUGAAGAAGUUUUAGAAUUUUUUGAGGUAGAACCUGAAGAUUUGGAGCCACCAAAGAGCACUGUGAGCGAAGGGUGAGUUUCUUCUUUCAUUGCAGCUGAUCUAUUUUCAGUACAAUGCUUGUUUGAGCGAACUAGUUUGUUCAAGUUUCAACUUAUCAAAGUUGUGAUAAUUGUGUGUUAGCCAUCACCUUCUCUUCUAUAGCAUUGGAAAUUGGAAAAGUUCCACUUGUAUUUCAUUGCUUUCACCUACUGUUGUUUGACCAAUCAAACAAAAGAACACCAACUUUAAAAAAAAAAGUCUAAUCCAGCUGACACUACACAUUUUUUAAGCAUUUGCUAUAAUUGUUACUAACUAUAAAUUCAGUUGCAGCUCAAAUUAUAUGAGUGACUUGAUGAGUCUUAGCCAAAUAUUUAUAAGGUUUCUUGAAUCUGGCAGCUCUAUUUGAAGUUUAGGAAUUUUUUGUUAUCUGAUCCAUCUGUCACUACUUUUAAAUGUAAGACUUACUAUUUAGGACUUUGCAAACACUUCUAGCUUAAAAAAUUCCAUUCAACUAUGUCUGAAGCACUGCAUUUUUCUAUGUCUUGUAAACAAAAUCAAAUCAUUUCGUAAUUGGCUGUUACCAGUUUGGUUUAAUCAUCUUUUAACUAUCCACAUUGCAUAAAUGUAUUCAUUCUGAAUCAGAUAUCCAUUGUAUGUGGAUGGAGCUGUCAUUGGAGGUGAUGGACCUAUUGCCAGGUUAUUUUUUAGCACAUUCUGGUCUGGCAUACUGCAAAUUUCUUAUAUCACAUUUAAAAUCAAAAGAAGUAUUUCAAUUAAAUUUUUAUUUACUUUUUUUUCUGGAUCCAAAUAAUCGCUUUCCUCUCACAGCUGACAUCGAUAUGUCAAUGUCCCUGUCAUCAGAAAUGCUGGUUUUAAAUUUAAAAUUUAUUUUAUUGCUACAGUAUGACAUAUUUUUGAAAGAUCUAACAUAGAUUCUACAAGAGCAAAUAUCUCCUUGCCAUAUUGCUUAACGCUUGCUGAUUUGGACAAGUAUGAACAAAUGAAAUGCAUAUGAAAAACUUUUUGACUACAUGUUUAAAAAUGACUUUUCUUAAGCUGCUGUGUCUUCAAUAUGUUAGAGGCACAGACAGUAACUGAUAAAGUUAACAUUUUGAGCUGGUUAACUACCAUACUGGAGAGGGUAUCUUAACAGAAUACUCUAAAAAGACCUUAAGGAAAGUUAAAAAGGGAAAAUCAUCUUAUCAGAAAGAUGCAAACCUUGAAAUUUGCUUACUACUUAACAAUUUGAAACUAACUGGUAAUGGAAGUAUAUAUAGAAUCUGAAUUUCUGCAAAAUAAAACUUAAUUCAGAAUCUAUAAUAAGCAAUAUUAUAAGCAAUAGUAAAAAAAAAAAUAUAAUCGUUGAAUUGUUUUAGAUCAAUUAAUUUUUUAUAACAAAAUCAUAUAUACCUUAUUGUAUGGGUCUUACAGAGGUAAUAACUAAAUCCAUUUUUUUCCAAAAAAAGAUAACGUCAGGAACAGUCAUUUAAGUCCAGCCUUUGUUUUGUAGACAAUACCUUUCUUACCUUUUUAUCUCAAGACAAAGAAAUGAGAUUGUGAAAACCUAUUAACAAUUUUUUUUUGCAUGAAUUAUUCCCUUUUUUUUUUUUUUCAAGGAAGAAGUUGUUCCCCACAUCACUCACAAGGUUUUUGCAAUAACUUAUUUCCUAAUCCACAUUGCCUUAUACCUUUUUAUCUCAAGACAAAGAAAUGAGAUUGUGAAAACCUAUUAACAAUUUUUUUUUGCAUGAAUUAUUCCCUUUUUUUUUUUUUUUGCAAGGAAGAAGUUGUCCCCCACAUCACUCACAAGGUUGUUGCAAUAACUGAUUACCUAAUCCACAUUGCCUUGCCUUUAGGCACGCUGAUUAUUGUAUUCCAACCUCUGUUCAUAGAUGUAGAUUUCCUGAUACCUCACUAAUUCAAACGACCAAAACAUUUCAACAUUAAACUAUUAUCACUUUACUACUAUUCUCCCCAUUUUAUCAGGAAAAGAAAAAUAUCUCUUAGUCUGUCUCUUGAUACCCUGAGGUAAGGGCAUGCUACCUGCUUGGAUGUGAUCCUUGCUAUUCCAAUGUUUCAGUUUUUUUAUUUUUUUCUUAAUUUACUGUUGCUACCGUAACUAUAUGUGUGAUAACUGUAUUAACAGCUGGUAGUGGUUCUUGUGGGAGUAUGUUAAAUUAUAGGUCAUCAUUUUAUUUGCUCUUUUGGUGGUGUUUUAUUUCACUUGACAAACUUAAACUAAAUAUGAAACUAGGAGAUAUAGACAUCUUUUUUUCUAUCUAUUUUGUCCAAAUCUUCUGCAUAUUUUUGAUUAAGCGUCCAUUUUUUUUUAAUUUAACAAUAUUCCUAUGUUUUGUAGAUAGGUCAUUGUUGCCAUGCUUGGAGACAAUAUUGUUAAUUCUACCUUUAACAGUUUUCAUAUUUUCAUCCACUCUCCAAUGACUUUCCAUAAUGUACAUGCACACCAGUUUACCAUUCCACUCUGAUGGCCACCUUCCACUCUUGAAACAUAGGCAUCUCAGCCACUCUGAUGGCCACCUUCCACUCUUAAAACAUAGGCUGCUCAGCCACUCUGGUGGCCACCUUGCACUCCUGAAACAUAGGCAGCUCAACCACUCUGAUGGCCACCUUCCACUCUUGAAGCAUAGGCAGCUCAGCCACUCUGAUGGCCACCUUCCACUCCUGAAACAUAGGCAGCUCAGCCACUCUGAUGGCCACCUUCCACUCUUGAAACAUAGGCAUCUCAGCCACUCUGAUGGCCACCUUCCACUCUUGAAACAUAGGCAGCUCAGCCACUCUGAUGGCCACCUUCCACUCUUGAAACAUAGGCAGCUCAGCCACUCUGAUGGCCACCUUCCACUCCUGAAACAUAGGCAGCUCAGCCACUCUGAUGGCCACCUUCCACUCUUGAAACAUAGGCAGCUCAGCCACUUUGAUGGCCACCUUCCACUCUUGAAACAUAGGCAGCUCAGCCACUCUGAUGGCCACCUUCCACUCUUGAAACAUAGGCAGCUCAGCCACUCUGAUGGCCACCUUCCACUCUUGAAACAUAGGCAGCUCAGCCACUCUGAUGGCCACCUUCCACUCCUGAAACAUAGGCAGCUCAGCACCAUUUUCUUUUACAUCCCUUAAUUAUAGAACCAAUGGUUUCAUGGUGCAAUAAUUUUAUAACUUUAUUCACUGUUACAAGCAUAGGUCAGUAUUUUAGCAUUAGAAAUAGUUUUGAUCUUAUGUUGUGCCUUCUUUAUAUAACUAUGAUACAUGCUUUUUGGCUAAUGUGUGCAAAUACAAGUGUUCAGAUGAGUUUUGGACCGAGAUAAAACUCAUUUAAGACAAAAAACUUCUCUCUUAUGAAAUUUUGAGUAUUUACUCGUGUCAUUUGUAAAGUUUCUACAAACUUGUUUACACACAAAAUGUGUCUUUAAAUGCAAAUUAAAUUUUCUGAUCUAUCACCUGAUCUUGAUUUUUCUUUGACUUUCUUUUAUCGUUGUAAGACUAGGAGUUAUGGAAUAGGUUUAAAGUAGUUGAUUCAUUGAUUCUAUAGUCUGAUAGUUAUGAUAGUUUUGUUACAGAAGAGUGCCAAACUAUAACAUGCUUAGAGAACUAGAGGCUAAUGUUAGUUUUGUUACAGAAGAGUGCCAAGUAUAACAUGCUUAGAGAACUAGAGGCUAAUGUUAGUUUUGUCACAGAAGAGUGUCAAGUAUAACAUGCUUAGGGAACUAGAGGCUAAUGUUAGUUUUGUUACAGAAGAGUACAAAGUAUAACAUGCUUAGAGAACUAGAGGCUAAUGUUAGUUUUGUUACAGAAGAGUGCCAAGUAUAACAUGCUUAGAGAACUAGAGGUUAAUGUUAGUUUUGUUACAGAAGAGUGCCAAGUAUAACAUGCUUAGAGAACUAGAGGCUAAUGUUAGUUUUGUUACAGAAGAGUGCCAAGUAUAACAUGCUUAGAGAACUAGAGGCUAAUGUUAGUUUUGUCACAGAAGAGUGUCAAGUAUAACAUGCUUAGGGAACUAGAGGCUAAUGUUAGUUUUGUUACAGAAGAGUACAAAGUAUAACAUGCUUAGAGAACUAGAGGCUAAUGUUAGUUUUGUUACAGAAGAGUGCCAAGUAUAACAUGCUUAAAGAACUAGAGGCUAAUGAUAGUUUUGUCACAGAAGAGUGUCAAGUAUAACACGCCCAGAGAACUAGAGGCUAAUGUUAGUUUUGUUACAGAAGAGUACAAAGUAUAACAUGCUAAGGGAACUAGAGGUGAAUGUGCUUUAUAAGCAGACACAACUGAUAAGGUUAACAGUGCAGAAACAACGGCAAGGCACUGAAAGGUGUGCAAACAGAUAUCUGCGCCUUGGCUUUGAAAGGAUUUAUGGGUAGUUGGUCUAAAAGAGGAAUUAUUUUUGAAAUGGAAACAUUAAAUGGGACCUGUUAACAAUAAAGUUUGUUAGUCAAUAGAAUUUUUUUGUGAAGGUCAUGGGAAACUGUCAUUGAUGGCACUGUAGUAAUUUAAGUGGGACAUUAAUUCAAAUAAUUAAAUCAGUCUAAUAGGAGUGAAUGGGGCCAAAGUGUGUAAUUAGAGGAAUAGGCAAAUAUUUUUACUUUGGUCAAUCUUUCAUUCAAUUCCUAACACUGUGAUUAAUUGGUAGUUUUAGAUUACAUGUCUUACAGUUCAAUGCUGAGUCUUUGGAAGAAAAUCUUCAAUGAGAUGUAACUCCCAUAGGUGUUUAGCAUUUAUUGUCAUUCGUGAACACUUAGCACAUUUGGGUAUAAUCCACAGUAGUUAUCACUGGAUUAAUUAUAUACAGCAUUAACAUGUGCAGUGUGUUUGGAAACAUACACGAUGCUUACAUGAGAAAUAAACAAUAAGUUUGAAACAACAGAGAAGCAUUAUUUGGCAAGAAAAACAAGUAUAAAUCUUGACACACCAAACACAAGACCCAUAGAGAAACUCUGUUGAACUUAAAUGAAAGUAUAGAUGUUCAGUAUAGAAGGCCUAAGGUUUACAGUCAACCAUUUAGAAAUAGAUAAUACUAAGGUGAUUAAAAAAAAUUGUUUAAUGAUGUACAAGUUAUAAGGAAAGAAGGGUGGCUGUGUAGGUACCAAAAUAUCAUAGUUACAUCUUUAUUUGUAUAGACACCAUCUACAAUUGCAACUAAAUAAAUGUAUAUUUUAUUAACAUCCUGUUACAUAAUGCAUCUGUUGACCUGCAUAGAUAGUAUUUGAGAGCGAAUAAUUUUGGUAUAGCUAAUGUUUUAAAUUUAGUUGCAUUAAGUUGUAUGACAGUAAACUGGUGCUUUACUAUGACAGUGAACUGGUGCUUUACUAUGACAGUGAACUGGUGCUUUACUAUAACUGUAAACUGGUGCUUUACUAUGACAGUAAACUGGUGCUUUACUAUGACAGUGAACUGGUGCUUUACUAUGACUAUAAACUGGUGCUUUACUAUGACAGUGAACUGGUGCUUUACUAUGACAGUGAACUGGUGCUUUACUAUGACUGUAAACUGGUGCUUUGCUAUGACAGUAAACUGGUGCUUUACUAUGACAGUGAACUGGUGCUUUACUAUGACAGUGAACUGGUGCUUUACUAUGACUGUAAACUGGUGCUUUACUAUGACAGUGAACUGGUGCUUUACUAUGACAGUGAACUGGUGCUUUACUAUGACAGUGAACUGGUGCUUUACUAUGACAGUAAACUGGUGCUUUACUAUGACAGUGAACUGGUGCUUUACUAUGACAGUGAACUGGUGCUUUACUAUGACUGUAAACUGGUGCUUUACUAUGACAGUGAACUGGUGCUUUACUAUGACAGUGAACUGGUGCUUUACUAUGACAGUGAACUGGUGCUUUACUAUGACAGUGAACUGGUGCUUUACUAUGACAGUGAACUGGUGCUUUACUACUAAACAAAACUAACAAAUGCCUGACUGGUAUUUUUAACUAAAGUAGGUCAUAGGAUGUUCAUGUGUGUAUAGAGCCUUGAAGAUUUGAUCCCAACUAUGACAUAAUUGAACUCUCAACCAAUAGGGAAAUAAAAUGACUGAUUAUUCCUACUGAUUGUCCUUCAUGAAUUGUCAUCUUAUCAAAUUUGUAAGGUUAUAGUUCCUGAUACUAGAGAUAACAGCAGCACUAGAUUCUAAUGUCAACAGAGUUAUCAAUGAUACAUUGUUGUAUGCAUUAACAACCCAGUUUGACUGUAUUUGAAAACAUUUUUUGCAUUUGUUUUGUAUUAGUUUCAUUUCUCAUUUAAACCCCACAUCCAAAUGAAGCAUUAAUGAAAUGCUCCUCAUGCCCUUGCCCAUACCAUUUUAUUCCCAUUGGCUCAGCCCCCAAUGCUUGAAAUGUAUUUGACCUGGUGUCAUGCUCCAUUGGAGAGGCAAUUUAGGUUUAUGCUAACUGCUCUUGUUAAAGGUGAAGUGAGGUACAUCACCCCUAAAAUGUACAUAACUUUGGAGUCUGUUUAACUCUGCCUACAAGAUCUGUCUCUUUCAAGUCUAAAUACUUUCUUGCUCAACUUCUAAUUUUAAUAGCUUGAUACUUUUUCUUAUUUAAUUUUUUUAAAUAAUUCAAAUAAGUUACUUUAACGCAUUCUUAAUUAAAUUUGAAGUAGGGGAAGAAAAUGUAUUAUAUUAUUGUGCUUUUUAUGAACACUAUGAAAUUAAUAGAUAUAUUUUUUGUAAAAAUGCAGAAAUCUUUAGAACUUUAAACUUGUUAAGUCUCAAUAAGAACACUGUUAUUUCUUCUCUGUCAUUCAUAACAACUUGGCCCUUUUAAAAUCAAUGUUGAGUGAAAAUAAUUUUAACUGAUUUUUUUUUUUUUACAUGUCAAAUGCUUCAAGCCUAACCACUUAAACUCAAGUAAAAACUUUCUAAUGCAGUUAUGAUGUUGGGAGAUGGGGGUGUAGAAAAAGGUUACAAGGGAUUGGGACACAAAUCAUUAGCUACUUGCCGCUCAUCUCUAUUAAAAUGGUAUAUACAUUUUAAAAUGUCCUCUGAAAUAAAACAAGGGCUCACAGCCACCUCCCUAAUUAAAUUGCAUGAACAUUAUUAUACAUCACUUUGAGUUCCAGUAGAAUAAUAGGUUGAGAACAGCUGAAUAAGCUAUUUUGAUGAUGAGUAAUGAGAUGUAACAUUAGGAAGUGAGUGUCUUGACGUUAAAAGCACUUUGUCAAGUGGCAAGUAAACAAUGAUGACAAUCCUGAAGUGAGCAGGAGAUGGAACAAAUGUGUCAAACAUUCCAAAGUCAAGACAGAAUUUUCAUUGACUAUUUUGCUGAUUUUAAACUAAAUUAUUGUGCUGUGUUCUGGAAGAAAUUUAUUACCCAUUUAUGUACCUGCAGUUUUUAAUGGCCAUACUUUUCUUAUGGAGAUUUUAGUUAUGUAAUAAAGCUAAAAAAUCAUUGAUGAUAUUGUUCUAGUAUAGCAAAUUAAAUUUUUUUAGUUUCAUGAAUUUUAUGUGUGGUUUUUUUUUUGAUGCGCAUCAAGUUAUAAAAUAAACUUCAGCCAACAGUGGCAUCAGUGUUUAAAUACUGCAUUAGAAAUCUAUUUAAAUAUCAUGCCCUCAAAUAAUUAAUUUAUAGCAAAUUAGAUUUUAACUUAAAUAUAAAAGAUUAAAUAAUCAUCUGUUUCACAUACAACCUUAUAACUUUUAAUUCAGUAAUAAUUGAAGAUUAUUGAUACUGUUAAAAAAAUAAUAAAAUUUUAAGCUGAUGUAAGAACAUUUAUUUUACUAACACAAAAAAAGUUUAAGUUUUAACUACUGUAACAGAAAAUAAUGGAUAUGUAAAAGUGACAAUCUUGCUCUUCUUUACAAUGGAUGUUCUGAGACGAACUUGCUCUCCUAAAGCCAUUAAACGUAAUUUUCGUCAUCUCAGUAAACUUAAGAUUUCCAAAGACAAAAAAGCAGAGCGGAUCUCCAAGCCAAAACGUUUAGACUGCUAUGUGGCCAUAGCUGCUUACGCGGCUCAGGCAUCAGGAGAGAUAACUCUUCAGCCGGGACUAAAAGUUGAGGUCCUUGAAAAGAGUGACAGUGGUAAGAAAAAAUUAAAAUAGAUGAUAAUUUAUAUGAAUAGUUUGAUCUUAAGAUUUUUUUAAACAUAUCUAGGAUAUCUAAGUUUUUAAAAAUAUUUAGACUAUAGUAUAAAAUAGAAAAUAAUAUUGUUAUAGAGCAUAGAAUAUGUGACUUGAACAAAUUUUGACUUUGCAUAUUUCCUCUCAAUUUAAUAUUGUAGGAGGUUUAUAAUUCUGAUUUUGUUUUAAACAAAGAAAAUCUUAUUUCUAUUUGUUUACAAAUAUUUUAUGUUAUAUUAGCCUAUUAAUAUGUCAUUUUCUUUGUGUCUAAAACAUCAAGUAAAUGGUCUUGGUCUUAUUGUUUUUUUAACAUUGAUUAAUAAUUCUAGAUAAAAAAUAAAAAAAAUUCUAUGGAGAAGAGAAAAUUUUAAAACUCAGCUUGUCAAACUAAUGCUGACCUGAAAUUUCAAUUUUCUUUUAUUAAAAAACUGGAACUAAAAACAAUUUGUUCAAUAUUGAUCCAGGUUGGUGGUUUGUCAACUCGGAAGAUGAACAGGGCUGGGUACCAAGUACUUACCUGGAACCUGAAGAAGGUGGAGCUCCAAGCUCAAUGCAAGGACCACUGGCAGAACCAGGCAAAGGUUAGUAACAUUUAUUGGUAAACAUUUUUAUUAUAUUACAAAUGGAAAAAAGAUGUUCCCUUGAUGGUAAAAUAAUUUUAUCAUUGUAAAAAAUUUUACAUUUUUCAGAAGAGAACUUCAUAUGUAUUGAGGAAUUUUUAGCAGGCAGCCCAGAUGAAGUAGGCUUAGAGAAGGGUUCUGUUGUGCAAGUCAUUCAGAAAAAUAUGGACGGAUGGUGGCUUGUGAGGUUAGCUCUGAAAUUUGUAUUUAGUAACAUUAUCUUGCUGUUAUUGUCAAUUUUAGAAAAGAAGUAAACUUAUUGGCACUUAUACUUUUUUUCUAAAAUUCAUUCAAUAUAAGAUAAAAUGGUUAGCUAAAUGUUUUAUAUAUUGAAAACAUAAAAUAAGUUAUGAUUGAGGAAAAGAAAUGCAGUGCGUCAUAGGCUAUCAUUCUUUUGUUAAGAUCGAAAGUUAGCAAAUCCUAAAACAAUCAAAGUAACUAUAAAGAAAUUUAGACUUUUGUAAGUUAAUAUAAAAUUGUUCUUUCUUAUAUUAUCAAAAUACUCAUGAGUAUCAUAACAACAUUGGUUACUUGUAAGGUUGAAGUAUUAUUAUGUUGUAGUAUUUGCCUUAAUUAUCCAUAUUCACAAUCAUCCAUGAUACUUGAACCACGAGGCAUUUGAUUUCACAUCACGGGUUUAUUUAUUGACACAGUACAAAAUAAAUCUCCUUCAACUGGAGGAAACAUAAUCGUCAUUGACUUAUUUACUUCACAUACAUAAUUGUUGGGUAAACAUUAAGAUGUUGUGUGAUGCACAUUAAAUCGAUGCUAGAGCACGAAAAACUACUGCCAUGAAUACCUCCUUAUGAAUCACAUUCUUCUGGGCAUGACAUCAUCAAUAUAAUUAACUUCCUGUUACUGUUACUCCUAAAUUACUAAAACAACACAUUAUCUGAAAAAAUUGAUUACGUCAAUAUUUGAUUUGUGACAAGUAUCCAUUAGCUGUGCAUAUUAGCGCUGAUCAUUGGUCAUCUAGAAUCUUAAUAAAAGAAUCUUUGAAUUUUAACAGAUACAAUGGCAAGGAAGCUUAUGCUCCGGGUACAGUGCUAAAGAAGGUCAGCAAUGCCCAAACUGUCAGUUUGGUAGAGAAAUCCAGAUUUAGUGGUGUUGAGAUCAUCAGCAGUUUGCAGGAUGUCAGUACUCUGCUAAACCAGUCGGCUAAAGGGGAUGCUCAGGUUUGUUGCGUCCAGUGUAAUUUGAGAAUAUAUUUAUUGAGAUAAGCACUGGCUUAAUGAAAUAACUUGUUAAAGGGACUAUUAUUGUGAAUAUGGUUUAUUUAAAUGUUGAAAUCACAUAAUUUUUCCCCACCUCUGAUAACUUUAGCUAAAGCAAACACCACAUGCCGCUGGCUCAAGGAGUUCCCAGAUAUCUGAAAGUAAAAGUGCACGUGAUGGUUUUCAGUCUGUUAUUUUAAAGCAGCGGUCUUUGGAAAGGGGUGGAAGCCUGGUCCCUCCUCCACGACAAAACUCAAUUAUGGUAAAUGAACUUUUCUUUUGUUAUAUGAUCAUAUGAUAGACGAAAAGUUACAUUUAUAAUCAAUGUCAAUAACCAAUCAAUCCAAGUCUUCUUUUUUUUUUAAUUGCGUAGUAAAUACUUUGAUGGAAAUAAAUAUGUAGAAGUAUUUGUUGAGAUUGCAAUGUAAUUUGUGAAAAAUUUGAGAUGUUAUUUGCUCUACUUCUGUUUGAAAUUCUAUUUGAGAUCUUGUUUAAAUGCUGACAAGUAUUAAGUAAACGAGUGUAUAAAACAGUUGUUAAUUGUGUCAUGAUCAUUCCAUCCACAGAAAAGCAAUGUACCUGAUUCCCCCACCAGGUCCAAUGUGUACAUAACAGUUGUAGAUUUCAGUGACACUGUUGGUGAUGGACUGAGCUAUCGGAAAGGACAAAAAGUGUUGGUUAGUCAUUUUAACACCCUUGGCCAUUGUAUUUCAGCAGAACAUUGUGUAUAAUUGUCAAACAUAUCAAUCAAGUCACAAAUUAUCUCAGUUUGCCAAAAAAAACUGUUAACACUAAGAGAGCUGCUAAAUUUUUAAUACCCAGUAGUUACAUCAGGAACAUGUUCUUUUAAAUGCUGUCAAUUAAUAUGGUUUGUUUAAGUAAUUAUUAAUGCAAAUAUGAAUAGGUACAAAUGUGUUACAAUGUAUACAUCCGGCCAGAUCCAAAUGCUAUUGGACUGCCUGUGUAAGAAAAUAACAAAACUUAGAGUUUUCCUGUUUUGUACACUCCUGCUGUGCAUAAUGAAUUACCUCGUUAACAUUUUAGCUCAUUGGAAUGGCUUUUUGUUUAAUUUUUUUUUUUUUUGGAUCAUCAGGUCACAGAGAAAUCUAGCACAGGUUGGUGGUAUGUGACAAUGGGUGACAAAGAAGGAUGGGUGGCCUCAGCACACCUGGAAAGCUAUUCUGGACCUUUAGUACGUACCAUGUUGAAUCAUAAAUUAGUCUUUUUUCCUGAAAACUAAGAAAAUACCUCUUCCAAUAGGAGUUUCUUUGACAUGGUAAAAUAAUAUGCAACUCUUGUUCACACUUAAGAAUGGCACUUAUUUACAAAUUGAUACUGAUAGCUUUAAAGGAAUGUGGGAUAGAAACCUUUCAGGGGCAAAUGCUGCUAAGCAUAUUUUAACUGUCAUUGUUUCAUAUUUUCACCAACGAAUUCAUUUAAUUAUAUUAUUCUUUACUGUAGUUUAAUUAAAGUGGUAGUUACUUUUGUAAACUAGGUUCUGUAGCUUACAUACUUGUGUUUUCCUAAAUUGCAACCAAAUGGACCAAAUAAUUUUUAUUUUGUUAAAAGAAAGCUGAAUUUAUAUUGUCAUUUCUGCUACCACAGGACUCGAACCCAGGUUAUGAGGUUGCGCCACAAAGCACUAUGACAAGCAUCAAUGAUGAAGAAUAUGAUUAUGAGGAUGAGGACUGGUACGUUGCACCUGACGAGCUUCCUGAUCAAACUGAAGAAGUCUCAAGUGAAGAUAUCAGCACGAACCGACAACCAGUGCCAUCACUUCCUACAGGAUCAGACAAAAUUACUGCUGGUAAAACUAAACCUCUUCCUCUACCUCCUGUGAAGAAGUCAGAGGGAGCUUCAAAACUGUCAGAACCUGGUGUCAAAAAAAUUCCAGAUCCACCAGUGAAACCAAAUGCCAAAGUUCCCGAUCCACCUGUCAAACCUAAUGCUAAAGUUCCUGAUCCCCCUCUUAAGCCACAUACAAAAAUUCCAGAUCCACCCAUCAAACCAAAUGCAAAGAUUCUAACUCCACCUGUCAAACCAAAUGCUGUAAAUCCAAAAACUUCCGAACUCUCCCAGGAUAAUGACCUUGCGGGUAUUCUGAAGGCCAAAUUUGAGGCAAGAUCUGUUGCCGUGUCAUCAACGGAAGAAACCCCCAAAAAUGCUGGAACCAAAUUCAAACCAAAUUUUUUAAAACAUGAAUCGCAAGAUCCAAGACAACAGCCAUUGCCUGGAACAGCUGAAGCUAGACCUGUCUUGAAGCCACCUCCACCAGCUAAACUCAAACAACCCACGGGGAAUUCCACAAAACCUGUUGUUGUCACCAAACCUGCUCCUGUAUCAACAGCAAAACCAAAUCUUCCAGUUUUUCCACCCAAAGUAGCAGGGUCAAACACUGAACAUAAUAACAUCUUUGAGAAAGAAAAAGACACUAAUCAAAAUAGAUUCAGCAAUGUUAAAAGGAUGUCUGCAGCAUUUAAUCCUGCACCUAAUUUGAAAUCGGUGGAAAAACCAUUAACCGGUAAGCCACAGCCUCCUGGCAAGCCAAAACCUUCAAUGACACCCAAGCCAAAUCUGGCUAAUCCAACAAAUUCAGGUCACCAAACAUCUGGACAGAGUGUGAGCAACUUGGCCAGCAGCCUAUCUGGCAAACUAAACUUUGGCCAGACGGCAAAAGGAAACCAAAUGAGCGAAAGUGAGAAAAACCCAAGAGAUACAUCCUCUCAGAUGCCACCACCACCCCCACCACCAAGUAAACCUUCAGUAGCACCACUGUCGGGUGCCCAGUUAUCUACUACAUCAUGUACUCCGUUGUCCAAUUUGUAUAUUGCAACUUGCGACUUUGUUGCUGAGAAUGAAGGGGAGCUGGGCUUCUCAGAAGGAGAUGAGGUAGAGAUGUUGGAGGAACAAGGGGAUUGGUGUCGUAUACGAUGCUGGGAUGAAGAAGGAUGGGCACCUACAAAUUACCUUCAAAAGAUCUAAUGGAAACCAAAACUUGUUUACUACCCUUCUUUAUAUUAAUUAUACCAAGAUAGCAUUAUGUUCAUUUGAGAAAAAAUGAAUUUAUUAUUAUGAAUUCAAAAUUAUGUAACACUGAUUUUUUUAAUAACUGCCAAAAAAAUUUUUCUUCUACAUAGAAUCUUUAUCAUCUUCUCU
Lymnaea stagnalis (great pond snail) is the source of this 20024-nucleotide messenger RNA. The record is from the annotation of a GenBank genome assembly. NCBI's taxonomy places the organism in Eukaryota, Metazoa, Mollusca, Gastropoda, Lymnaeidae.